GAGUGCGAUUGAUCGUUCCAUUCGUUCGCUAAUCGUUCGCGAUCUUUUGCCUUUUGCGCGACUGCUGGCCUUUGACGGGUGCUGUGAGUGGUUGUGACACUUCAGCAGACCAAACCGGUCAAUGUGUCCAACAUGCGGAUUGUGGGACUUCAUCUGAUAAUAACCGUGCUCAGUUGGAGCCUCUGGACCGAUUCGGCCACCUGUUUUGAUAUCGCCCAAUGCAACGAGCCCUUAGGCAUGGAAUCGGGCAUCAUUCCAGAUGAAGCGAUCACAGCCAGUUCUUCGUACGUGUCGAAUGUGGGACCGAAGAGUGGCAGGUUGCGGGUGGAAAAAGCGGGCGGCGGCUGGUGUCCAAAGUUGCAGAUCGAAAAAGGCGUCCGCGAGUUUAUUGAGAUCAAUUUGGGCGUCGUUCAUGUUGUGACGGGCGUCCAGACGCAAGGACGGUACGAUCGAGGACGCGGACAGGAGUAUGUUGAAGAGUACCUGUUAGAGUACUGGCGGCCAGGAUUGCUUGAAUGGAGGGAAUACAAGCGAUGGGAUGGAAAGAGGAUCCUGCGAGGCAACAGCGACACAGCUUCAAUCGAGAGCCAUCGCUUGAGACCGACGAUUUUCGCAAGCAAAAUCCGCCUGCUGCCAUACAGCAUCCAUCGCAGAACCGUGUGCCUGAGGAUGGAGCUCCUGGGUUGUCUUUACACCGGUGGCGUUGUUUCCUACAGUUCACCGGUCAGCGACACCAUCAAGGAGCUGUACGACAGCAGCUACGAUGGCUACAGAUCGCAAGGCGUCCUGCACAACGGUCUGGGCCGAUUGGUGGACGGCGAGUUCGGUCUGGAUAACUUCCAUUUCGAUCUUGGGUUCGAUCGGGGUAAUGCAUGGGUGGGAUGGAGGAACGACUCAUUCGAAGCCGGCUUUCUGGAGUUGGUGUUUGAGUUUGAUCAGUUGCGCAACUUCUCCUCGUUGCAUCUGUUCACCAGCAACUAUUUCUCCAAAAAUGUUCAGGUGUUCGUCAAGGCGAAGAUUCUCUUCAGUGUCGGAGGUCGCUUUUUCAACGGCCCCACUCUGUCCUACACCUAUCCGCAGGACAAAGUGCUGGAGAGUGCCCGAAACGUCUCGAUCAAUCUGCAUCAUCGUAUCGGACGCUUUAUCAAAGUGCACCUCUAUUUCGCUGACCAGUUGCUGAUGCUGAGCGAAGUCACUUUUAACUCUGUGGCAAUUUCGUCAAACGUUACGGAAGAGGAGGCGCUAGAUUUGCAAGAAAACGAGGUUAUCAUCACGUCGAACGACGAUAAAAUGCUCCAGACUUUCGAAACAAUUGCAGCCACGAAAAACGACGACGCCUACGUGGAAAUAAUCAUUGGCGUCCUCACUGCCAUCAUGCUGCUGUUGCUGAUCGUUUUCCUCAUAGUGUUGAUCAUCAACAAGCGGCACAAGCUGCAGGGCUCGCCCACUCUCUUCCGCAACCCUUUGAAAAUCAACAUGAAGGACCUGCUGAUGAACUUUUCAUCUGGCAAUGCUCAGAACGCCAAUCAGAGCGUGCCCAUCACCCCCGUCAGCCAUCCGGAUAGUUGCUUGGAACCAAUCACGCCCAUGACGUAUGAAGAGUACCGAUCCUCGCUGGCGGGAAACUAUUACACCCCUUCCACCUACACGACUCUCAGGUGCUCAGAGACGGCUCCUAUCGAGUCGCCAGACUUCAACGAAGAAGCUCCUACUCCUCCGGAGGUACCGCCCCUACCGGACACGCCAGAUAUUCAAGCCCCUAUCGCGCCGUUGAACUACCGGAGUUUGCAAAGCACGCCAUCUCUCAGCCCCAAGUCGAUGGUGAUGAAUCUGAGCAACUAUUUCCCGAGGGAGAGUGGUGAAAGAGGCAAGAAGUUCUACACUGCCCCUAGGGAGAAGCAUCGGAUACUGCCCCCAAUGAUGUGCUGGAAUAUUGUCCCUAGCAUGGGACAGCCGUAUUCCUGCCGCGAAGUGGAACUAGUGCCCAUUCUCAGAUAUUCUCUGCGAAAGGUCGAAAAACUGGGUUCCUGUCCCGCUGGUGAGCUCUCGUUAUACGAGACGGAAAAUCUCGAAGACAUCAUUCCGAGCGUCUGCAGGCUGGUGAUAGUGCGGGCGCCCAACCCCGACAAAUGCAAAGAUGCGGUCGAAAGCCUCAGAGAGAUCCGCUUCUUGGCCGGGUUGAACGAUCCGAACAUUUGCAGGAUUUUAGGGGUCUGCACAGCUGAACAGCCCCCUUGGACGGUCAUCGAGUAUGGCGAAAUGGGCGACUUGGCUCAAUAUCUCCAAUUCCUGGUCAACAGGAAUGGAAGCAUCCGACCUGCAGAGGAUCAGCCCAUGAGCAGUGGAAGCUUGAUGUAUAUUGCAACCCAAAUCGCCUCAGCCAUGAAGUACUUGGAGUCGAAACAUGUGACCCACAAGGACUUGGCGGCCAGAAACUGCCUGGUAGGGCGUGGUUAUGUGAUCAAAAUAACCGACAUUGCCAUGUCAAAGCCGCAAUACCGCAAGGAGUACGCGGAAAUUGGCGGCCGGCCUCCCGCCCCCAUAAGGUGGCUGCCGUGGGAAAGCAUUCUUCUGGAUCGGUACUCCUGCUCCAGUGCCGUGUGGGCGUUUGCGGUCACUCUAUGGGAGAUUUUGAACUUCUGCUGUGACCGCCCCUUCGCCAAUUUGUCCAACGAGAAAGUGAUCCAGAACGCCGAGCACAUGUAUUAUGGGGGCGAACUGCAGGUGAUGCUCAACAAGCCCCAACAUUGCCCGUCUGGGAUCUACGAGCUAAUGUGCAGCUGUUGGUGCCGGGACGACACCGAUCGGCCCACCUUCAAGGCGAUCCACUCAUUCCUGAAGAGGAUCAACAAAGAAUACGUUCCCAUUGAGUAGAGUAGCGCACAAUUCCCAUUGUUGAAGCAUCCGAAGCUUUCCUGGCUUCAAACAGCGCUUUGAUAGUUCCCUUCUGUUAGAGCUGACUGUCGUUCAUUAAUCUUGGUGCUUCCAUUGUUCUACAUUCCUCCCUUAUCAUCAUCACCUGACAAUCAUCAUAUUUAUCAUGCUGUAUAUGUUAAGAUAUCUAAAGAGUCUAUAUUAUAUGGAAACGUUGAUUCUUUCAAUUUAGAAAACCCGACUAAUCUUAGUAUAAAUAUGUACAUACUAUGUAAGUACUUUGUCUUGCUCAUGUGGUGUCCCUGUUUGCACCCGAUAAACGACUUUUAAGUGUAAAUAUCACGCUCAGUGUAAAUAUUCUCAAUGUAAAUUAGAUGGACCAACGAAAACCCAUUGAUCAUAUGGCGAAAGAAAUUCUAUUAAAGUGUGGAAUCGAUCUAAUAUAGUUCUAUUUUAAUGACCUAGAAGGUAGUGGACAAGUGCGUCCCGCCGACUUAUUGAAAGACUCUUUCAACCUGUUGCUGUCGAUGACUGUUUGGAUUGUUACGUAAAGUUAGUUUAUCAAUACCUACAUAGAUGGUAAGAGUUUUUUACUUGCAAUCGUGCUUGGUCGAAGCUCUCUAUAAGGAAACAAAGACUUACCCUGCUUAUUAUCUUUUUAAAUGUACAAGAUCUGUUUAUAAAUAAACUAGAGAUUAAAAGUA
Molecule: messenger RNA, 3578 nt
Organism: Dendroctonus ponderosae (mountain pine beetle)
Lineage: Eukaryota; Metazoa; Arthropoda; Insecta; Coleoptera; Curculionidae
Product: discoidin domain-containing receptor tyrosine kinase B
Exons: 20
Coding region: 133-2874 (913 amino acids)
Biological process (GO): protein phosphorylation; cell surface receptor protein tyrosine kinase signaling pathway; multicellular organism development
Cellular component (GO): signaling receptor complex
Molecular function (GO): protein tyrosine kinase collagen receptor activity; ATP binding; collagen binding
Source: RefSeq, a predicted model, not a curated record